Messenger RNA from Marmota flaviventris (yellow-bellied marmot), 352 nucleotides. It is a transcript of the gene Otos, whose product is annotated as otospiralin. Lineage: Eukaryota; Metazoa; Chordata; Mammalia; Rodentia; Sciuridae. The record is from RefSeq and is a predicted model, not a curated record. Gene Ontology annotation, biological process: sensory perception of sound.
AUGGAGGCCUGCUGGAUGCUGGGGCUGGCCCUCUGCCUCCUGCUGGGGCCUCUUGCAGGGGCCAAGCCAGUGCAGGAGGGGGCAGACCCCUAUGCUGAACCUCCGGCCCUGCCCUACUGGCCCUUCUCCACCUCUGACUUCUGGAACUACGUGCAGUACCUGCAGAGCCUGGGUGCCUACCCACAGCUGGAGGACCUGGCCCGCACCUUCUUUGCCCACUUCCCCCUGGGGAGCACCCUGGGCUUCCACGUCCCCUACCAGGAGGACUGACGCCUGCCUGACUGCACUGCCCUUGCCUGGGGGUGACCCAUAGCCAUGGUGGGGUGGGGGUCUGGUGGCUUCACACCAGUAA